Molecule: messenger RNA, 927 nt
Organism: Medioppia subpectinata
Lineage: Eukaryota; Metazoa; Arthropoda; Arachnida; Sarcoptiformes; Oppiidae
Source: the annotation of a GenBank genome assembly
AAUAUUGUGCAUCACUUAUCAGUGGUAAACCUAUCGGUGCCCGAGUUUCACAAUCCGGCCGAUUAUAUCGCAGAGAUAGCGUCUGGAGAGCACGGAGAGGAUAGUAUCACACGACUGGCCACUCAUCGCAAGGAAUCGCUAAUAAACGGCUCGCAGACACCGGCGGCCACAGAAUCGUCGCAUAAAUUGUCCGAAAUGUCACAAAAAUAUAAAUUUCCACUUAUUUUGCAUACAUUUUUACUAAUCGGCCGAUCGUUACGUCUGGUGGUGAGAGAGCCGCACCUGUCGUGGAUCCGAUUGGGCGCCAGCGUAAGCACCGGCUUCUUCUUGAGCUUCGUGUUCGCGCACUCGGAUUUGGGUCGAGUGGCCGGUUGUCCGCCCCGUAUGGAAGGCCUUUACACCACACGACCGACCGAUCUGUUCAAAAACGCCGAAUACGAACACAAAAGGAUUGAAGAGAAUUUGGGAUCAAUUUUCUUCAGCGCCGUAUUCCUCCUCUAUUCGGGAAUAUUGCCAACACUUAUGACUUUUCCCAAAGAAUUCAAUUGUCUUAUCAAACACUACACCAACGGCUGGUAUUCAGUCUUCACGUAUUACUUGUCGAAGAUUAUCGUCGAUUUGCCCCUCAUUUUUAUCACCACGUUCAUAUAUCUAACCAUAUGGUAUUUGGUAACCUCUCAAAUCCCAGAAAUGUGGAGGUACUGGACCAUAAUCUUAGCGGGUAUAUUGAUUAUGCUGAACGGCCAAAGCCAGGGCAUGAUAUGUAGUGCCUGGUACUCCCGAGACCCGGUCGCCGCCUCCUAUUUAAGUAUCGUCACUUCGACGCCUUUCUUUCUGCUCAGCGGUUAUUUAGUGCGAUCCAAACGUAUGCCCGACUAUAUCCGUCCGGUGACCGCCAUCUCACACACCAAAUACGCGUUCGAGUCU